UUCCCUGCUGGGAGCACGGGUCGGGGUGGACUUGGAGCUGUCGGGGCUCGGCUGACUGCGGCGCGCUCGCUCAGGCAGCUCGGCGACUGCGGCUCCGCGAGCUCAGCCCCUUCUGAGGACCAGAAGAACCUCAGUCUGAGGAUUGGUGACCCAGACUUUGGGUGUGGCUGGUAGAGUUUGCCUUUGAAGUGAGGUUAGGCUGAAGGAGGGAGCUGCCUGCCUUAGUUCCCUCCGCCUGGAGGUGAUGAGUGUGGUGACCAGGGGUUUAAAGAAAUCUGAUUCUCCUAAAGGAAUAGCCCUAUCCAGUCUAAUUUCAUAAUGUCUAGUACUGUGAUGAGUUGGAUUUUCAAUUCAGCCAGAAGCAGCAUUGCCACCUUACAAGGGAAAGGACAUUUGUAUUCAAGAUGUGUCCAAAACAGGAAUAAGUUAAAGUGGAAGAUUUUUUCUAAAGAGCUAUUUAAAUCAACAGCAGUAGACUGUGGACCACACAAUAAUAGCCUUUUUCUACAAAAAGCUUUCAGGCACACUUCCACUGAAGAAGAUGACUUUCAUUUGCAGCUCACACCAGCCCAGAUAAGUGAGGUCUUGAGAGCUGGUGAAUCAUCACAUAAAAUUCUCCAAUAUGAGGGCAAACUUCCUAAUCCAGUGUUAAGGUUUGAAACUAACCAGUUGGCUGCCAACUCUCCAGUCGAGGACCGUGGAAGUGUCGUAUCUUGCCUUCAGACUAAAGGAAUGAUGUUUGGUGUCUUUGAUGGGCAUGGGGGCCAUGCAUGUGCCCAGGCAGUAAGUGAAAGGCUCUUCUAUUAUGUCGCUGUGUCGUUGAUGUCUCAUAAAACCCUGGAGGUGUUGGAGGAUGCCAUGGAGUAUAUGAAGCCUCUCCUGCCCAUCCUGCAGUGGCAUAAGCACCCAGGUGACAGUAUUUACAAGGAAGUUACUUCUGUGCACUUUGACCACCUCCGAGUCUAUUGGCAAGAGCUGCUGGACCUGCAUAUGGAAAUGGGGCUCAGCAUAAAGGAAGCUUUAACAUAUUCCUUCCAGAGACUGGAUUCUGACAUCUCUCUGGAAAUUCAGGCUCCCUUGGAGGAUGAAAUGUUGAGAAACCUCUCCCUCCAGGUUGCAUUUUCUGGUGCAACAGCGUGUAUGGCUCAUGUUGAUGGGAUUCACUUGCAUGUGGCGAAUGCUGGGGACUGUCGUGCUAUACUUGGUGUGCAGGAAGAGAAUGGGGCAUGGUCUUGUCUGCCCCUUACCCGAGACCAUAAUGCCUGGAACAAAGCUGAGCUCUUAAGGCUGAAGAAGGAACAUCCAGAGUCUGAGGAGAGAACUGUUAUUGUGGACGAUAGGCUUUUAGGUGUUCUCAUGCCUUCCAGGGCAUUUGGUGAUGUCCAGUUAAAAUGGAGUAAAGAAUUGCAGCAGAGUGUCCUCCAGAGAGGUUUUGACACCGAGGCUUUGAAUAUUUACCGGUUCACCCCUCCUAACUACUACACACCGCCUUAUUUGACGGCAGAACCAGAAAUCACUUACCACAAAUUGAGACGUCAGGAUAAGUUCCUCGUCAUGGCUUCUGAUGGACUGUGGGACUUGCUGGGGAAUGAAGAUGUGGUUAGGCUUGUUGUGGAGCACCUUGAGGAGGCAAAUAGGCAGAAACCUGAACUGACUGAGAAACCGGCUAAUCUGGGCCUCAUGCAAAGCGUGUUACUCCGAAGAAAAGCCAAAGGCAUCCUUGCCCCUGACCAAAAUGCAGCCACUCAUCUAAUUAGGCAUGCCAUUGGAUGCAACGGAUAUGGGGAGAUGGACCAAGAGAGGCUGUCAGCCAUGUUGACAUUGCCCGAUGAUUUAGCACGGAUGUAUAGGGAUGAUAUCACAGUUACAGUGGUUUAUUUUAAUUCAGACUCAAUUGACAUGUUUUAUAAGAGGAGUGAAUAAGUUUUUUCCCCUCUUCCCGCCGACUGCAAAAGUUUAUUUAAAUGUUAUGAUAUAAAAUUUUUUUAUGUUUAAGCUGUCAUGUUUGAACUGUUAGAAAUGCAAAGAAAUGUUAGUGCAAAUAUCUGCUGAAAAUAUUUAACUUAAUAGAUUAGACUAAAGUUGAACAUACAAGUUAAAGGUGGUCUCCAUUGUGUUAUCUUUCCAUAAGCACAAAAAACCCCAGUUUGAAGUUAGAGCAUAGCCUAGUUUAACAAAUAGGUGUUUUGUUUUUUAAAUAGUAUUUAAAUUAAGAAAAAUCUGAUGUUGAAUAAUGAUUGGAGCUUGAGUUAUGUAAAAAACUGAUUCUUGGGUCAUAGUUUCUUUAAAAGUGGAAGUAUACUGUGAUCGUCUUAGGUUACAUCCCUAUACCUGUGAACUUACCAGUCACAAUUCACUGUUAGAGACUUAAUGGGCUGUGAAAGGAGUUUUCAACAUUACUGAUUUGCAUGGUUUACAAAGCAUACUAUAGGACCCUUGUUCUAUUCAGUAUUGUAACAUUUAGACUGGCCUUGUGAAUACAUUUUGUGAUGACAUGUUCUACUUAUUUUUUAGGCCCUAGAAAAUUGAUUGUACAAACUUGCAAAUAGAUCUUGCAUGUAUGCCUUAAAAUAUGAAGGGACAUUUAGUCCCACUUUUGCUAAGGCCUUCACGUCAAAGGCCUUUAUUUGUAGAACCUUUUCCCUAUGCUGCCCUCCGUUUCUCUCCAGAGUAGACAGUUGAAUAAUUAUGCAAAUGAAUUCUGAUGAGAUCAUCAGGAUAUCUCCUAGCUUCUGGCAAAGACUUAAGUAGGCGUAAUUUCCCCUGUCUAACUCAAGAUCCCCAUCUACCUUGAGAUAUCCAUCCAGCUAUGAGAGUUAUUCAGCUUACCUCUUAACUUUGACCAAGCCUUCUGUUUGCUGUUGCUGACAACGUAAAGGAGAAAUGAUGUGGAGGGGAA
Molecule: messenger RNA, 2899 nt
Organism: Phascolarctos cinereus (koala)
Lineage: Eukaryota; Metazoa; Chordata; Mammalia; Diprotodontia; Phascolarctidae
Gene: PDP2
Product: pyruvate dehydrogenase phosphatase catalytic subunit 2
Biological process (GO): protein dephosphorylation
Cellular component (GO): mitochondrion
Molecular function (GO): cation binding; [pyruvate dehydrogenase (acetyl-transferring)]-phosphatase activity
Source: RefSeq, a predicted model, not a curated record